This is a messenger RNA of Colletotrichum karsti, 765 nucleotides long. Its product is annotated as ATP synthase subunit mitochondrial precursor. The transcript is spliced from 2 exons. Gene Ontology annotation, biological process: proton motive force-driven ATP synthesis. Lineage: Eukaryota; Fungi; Ascomycota; Sordariomycetes; Glomerellales; Glomerellaceae. Gene Ontology annotation, molecular function: proton transmembrane transporter activity. Bases 1 to 765 code for a protein of 254 amino acids. The record is from RefSeq and is a predicted model, not a curated record.
AUGGGAACUCGGCUAACGCGCAGGACCUCCCUCGAUCGAGAAACAGGCGCGAACCUCCUCCGCCCGACCCUGGCCCGCCGGGCCCUUCCCGCCAUCUCGGCCUCCGUCUCCGGCGCCCGCAACGCCUCCAACGUCCCCGCCGAGGACCCCAAGAAGAAGGCCCAGUCCAUCGUCGACGCCCUCCCCGGCAACUCGGUGCUCUCCAAGACCGCCAUCCUCUCCUCCUCCGCCGCCCUGAGCGUCUACGCCAUCAGCAACGAGUACUACGUCGUCAACGAGGAGACCGUCGUCGCCUUCUGCCUGCUCGCCGUCUGGGGCGGUCUGAUCAAGUACGGAGGCCCCAUGUACAGCGAGUGGGCUCAGGCCCAGGCCGACAAGAUCAAGGGCAUCCUCAACCAGGCCCGCGCCGACCACACCGAGGCCGUCAAGGGACGCAUCGGCGACGUCAACCAGAUGGCCGGCGUUGUCGACAUCACCAAGUCUCUCUUCGAGGUUUCCAAGGAGACUGCCAAGCUCGAGUCUGAGGCCUACGAGCAGGAGCAGAAGACCGCCCUCGCCGCCGAGGCCAAGGCCGUCCUCGACUCCUGGGUCCGCUACGAGGGCCAGGUCAAGCAGCGCCAGCAGAAGGAGCUGGCCCAGAACAUCAUCGCCAAGGUCACCAAGGAGCUCGAGAACCCCAAGGUCCUUCAGCAGAUCCUCCAGCAGUCCGUUGCCGAUGUCGAGAGUAAGAGGCCGCCGCCGCCCCCUCCCCCACUAUCCCCGUGA